CGCUAGGUCACACUGGUGACAACUUGUCACUGACAAGUCAUGAUAAUUUUUUUUAAAGCAAUAGUUUUUCGCCAUGGAUGACUCGUUUUUCGGCUUCGAUACAACUAUACCGGACGAGGACGGUGGCGACGGGCGCAUUGCGGAGGAGGAGUAUGAUGCACUGAACGACGAAACCUUCGGAUCGGCGAUAAAUGGCGACUGGGAGGAGGCCCACGAGACGAUGGUGCGCCUCGGCGGCAAUGGCGAGCGGGUGCGCAAGCGGCCCGCAGACGCGUCUGCUGGCGGGAGCACGGAUGUGGAUUUUCCCGACCAUGGCAAUGGAGCCUUUCGGCACCAGAACCUGCUGUCGUCCGGUCCGUCGUCCAUCGGCUCUACACCGGCCCCGUUCAAUGCCCCCUUCAGGCAGGCGCGCCAUAUUGGCGAUUCCGACCUGGAGUUGAACCUCUCUUCGAUGAAGCUGGACGACAUGGACCUUUCCACAUUUGCCGACAGCGAGGCCAGUGGUCUGAGCAAUCGGAUCAAUCUGGACUCUGCCGUCUGGGCGUCGCAGCCAUUUCCGAACAACCAGCCACUCUUUCGAGAGCCCCUGCGCAGCGCCUUCAAGCCACAGCAGCCGCACCAGCAACAGCACCAGAUGAAGCCUCCGCCGGAGACUAAUGCCAACUUCCCGCUGCACCACCUGCCGCCGCCACCAUCGCAGCAGGCCGGGCCAAAGAUCACCACUCUCGAGGACAUUGAACGCAAUAUGAUUAUCCAGCAGGCAAUGCCCAAGCAGCAACAGCAACAACAGCCGCCGCCGCAGCAGCAUCACCAUCAACAGCCAUCAACAGAGCGAAAGAUGUUCGACGACUUCAGCCUGAGCAACAGGCAGCAGGUGGCCACACCAACUAUGAUGCAUCAGCAGAAGCAGCCCCCGCAGCAGCAGGCGUUACAACAGCAGCAACACAAGGCACCUCCUGGCUUCUUGGGAACGCCGCAGACCUCUCCACCCAGGCCAAAUUUGGGCUUCCCUGGUCCCCAUCAACUGCCCGAGCUGCUCCCGACACCGCCGUCGCAGCAGCAACUAAACGGCAUGGGUGGCAAUCGAGCGCCUCCCGGCUUUAUCUAUCCGCCGGGUAUGCCCGGCAAUAUGCCCCAACUGCCGCAGCAUCCGCUGAUGCCCCAGCACUUGCCGCCCAACUUUCCGUUGCCCGGCGGCAACCAGCGCCCACUGCCCAAUCCGCACGCCCUGCCCACGGCUCUGAACAACUUUGCCAUGCAUCCGAGCUUCAAUGCAAUGCGCGCCGCUGGCCUCCAUCCGGCGGCCUUCAUGCAGCCGCCACAUCCGCACCAGAUGCAGCAGCCGCGGAUGCCGCCGCAUCCACUGCAGUCGGCCAAUAGCCUGCUCGGUCAGCAGCCAAACUCCAUGUACAACAUGUUUAACAUGAGGCUGGUGCAGGAGAUCCAGCAGAACCAUCCGCUGCUCCAGCAGGCCGCCGUGGCCCGGCAGAUGCAGCAAAGCCGUGCCGGCUCCGUGGUCAGCGACCGCCAAAAGAACCAGAUGCAGCAGCAGCAGCAGCUCGGUCGGCGUCCGGAUGGGAACUAUCCAUUGGAGGAGUACGAUGAGUACGCGAACCUGAUGAGUACCCGUGACAAGCACUGGCUGAUUGGGAUCCAGCUGUCGCAGUUGAACACGGACACGCCGUACAUCGACGAUUACUACUUCACGGUGCACAGGGAACGCAAGGCUCAGCAGAACGGGCAGAUGCGCAACAGCCAGGCGCACAAGGACAACCAGCUGAACCAUCCGCUCACCCAGCCGCGCGGCCAUGCGCAGCUCAUCCUCGUCCAGCUGGGCAACAAGAAUGGAACUCGCAAUGGCCAUGGACGCGAGCGCCGCAACUCGGAGAACACCAGCAGCACGGGCGGAGGCAGCACGAACAAUGGGCCUGGUGGCAACAACAACAACCUGACCGGUUACAUCUUCUCGCCGUUGAAAUUUGAGAACUCGCUGGGCAAGCUGCAGUAUGGCAGUGUGACGGCGCCGCGCAAAAUCAUAGACGCCGACAUAAUGGGCGGCGAAUCGAGCACAGGCACCGAUGCCACCGCUACGUCCUCCACCAGCACGAACCCCAAAUCCAACGCAGGAACUCCACUGCUGCCCUCGGCAAGCAGCGAAGUCAAUCCGAGCAGCAUGCGAAAGUCGCGUCACAUUUUGCUGUUGAUCGAGACGCUGUACCGCUAUCUGCUCAAGCUGGAGGAUCUGGAGAGCCCCGAGGUCAUGGCCACCAUAGAGCUGAAAAAGAAAAAGGAGGCCGAGCGUAUCGCAGCCCUAGAGCAGCUGGAGUUGGCCAACAAAACGGCCGAAGAACGGGCCGGCGAGGCAGCCAAUCCGCAGACCAUGAAUCCGCAAUUAAAGAACAAGUUCAACUACGAGGUGGAGACGAGGUCGGCUCUGGUCAAUAAGUUAAGGGCGGGUCUGGCCUUUGACAAGGUGGUGUCCAUGAUGAAUGUGCGCAAGGGAAAGAUUCUUCUCCGUCGCAUUAUGCCCUUCAUUGCGGAUCAAAGCGUUUGCUGGACAGUUUGGAGCGGUGUCUUCUGUUCGCUCCAGACCGUAGUGAAGAAGGACAAGGACGAUGUUGAGGGACUCUUGUACGCACUCUAUCCAGAAUUUAAGAAGCACAUCAGCAAGGCCAGUUUCGAGAACCUAGUGAGCAUUUCAGCAGCCAUCACGCUGAACGACAAGAAGCUGACGGGCAUCUUCUGCAGUCGCUUCGGAAUCCUUUCACUGGUUGCCCUUAUACUGCGCGCCGAGGAAUUAUAUGUUUCCCGAACGGACUCCACCCUCAUCGAGGAAAACAGGCAGAGGUGGCGAGAAUUUUUGGCACAGGUAGCGUCCUGCCUUAAUCGCACCAUUCAGAAUCAGACCAUCUCGGCGGCCAUCGAGUCGGAUGCGAUUCAGCCGCUAAUGGACCACUUUGAGCGGUUCAAAGACCUAAAGCUGGACGCCCUCUUAGCGUUAAUAACCGAAGCCAGGCAUCAAAUCGAUUAGGUUGCGUUUCUAGCCUUUUAUUUCACCUGAUCGGGAGGAUUCAGAUAAUUGUAAAAUUGAUGUAGUCGAGUUCAGUUUGCUUUACUCAACUACGCAUAUGUUUGUAUAAAUUAUGUAUCCAAUACUUACAUAUGUACCGAUAUGUACGACCGUGUUUACUUGAAAACAUAUUGCUGCUACAGGGUAUACAAAUCUCACGCGGAAAAUGAGAGAGUACUCGGCGACGGUCAAUAAACUUUGAUAAUAGUUUGUUAGAAACGUUAUUUUAUCCGAAAUUAUGUGCACACACACACACACAUUGUAUAAGAGACAGAAGAGAACAUGUUUUAUAAAUAAUAUAUAUCGAAUGGUAGGUUUUGCUCAUUGUACAUACUAUAUCAUUUCGUAUUUGAUAAGGAGUACUUUUCCGGCAUUUUCUUUAGAGAUUUAUUAUGAUAAUCCCCCCUAUAUCAUUCUGAUAAUUUUCCUACUUUGUCAUCGAAUUGAAACAAUAACUAAAGGACUUUCACUAUAAUUUGUACGCCUCGAACGGAGGACGAAACUAUAAUAUGUAUCUACAACUAAAACACUUUUUAGCGCCUUUAUGCAUACUCGUCUAAACAGGCAACCAUUAAUAGCUAUUUACUUUCCUGGUAUUUGUAAAUAUCGGUUUUAUGAAAUUUCUCCUAUACGUAUAAUACAUUUUGGGUUUCAUUGAAUCAAAUUUGUGUAAGACCCGAUCUAAUCAUAAUCGAGACAUUCAGCAUAAAUGUGUACUAAAUAAUUAGCAUUGUGAGUGGUGCCAGUCGAGAAAACGUGUUUAUUACAACAAAAUGAUCAAAAUUGUGAUACAUUUUGACUUUUUAACCUAAACGAGACGAAGAUGGUCGGAAAAAAUUAGUGUAACACAAAGAAAAUUUCAAAUUAGAAAAAGAAAAAGAAAAAAAAAAACCCAACAAAAAAAAUGCAAUUUUCGUAAACCUUUUGUAACGCAACGGAUAGAUAUUUGUUGUAAGAAUCCGUUGUGAAACAUUUUCAUUUUAUUUCGUUUAUUUUUAGUUUUAUUUCUUUUUUUUAUCAUUUUUGACCAUUGUGCUUAAGUAUAUUUUUUAAAAAUUGAAUUCAUGUUUGUAUCUACAAUGGUAAUACCAUUCGAUUGCGCAAGAUUACGAUGCUUUUUGUAAGCAAGUCAAGAGUCAAAGUACGAUAGCUGUUUAAGAACGUAAAAGCAUAUACAAUAAUUAUUGUAGAUUAAUUUGUAUUUAUCACCUGAAAAAAACAACAAAACACUUUCAAUUUUUUUUAAACUUAAAUAUGUUUGCAGAUUGAAAAACCAACUUUUAAAAUUCAUAUGAUUUCAAGGAGUAUAAUAAAUAAAGCAUACCAUUUCACAGAACACACCGAAA
Molecule: messenger RNA, 4416 nt
Organism: Drosophila kikkawai
Lineage: Eukaryota; Metazoa; Arthropoda; Insecta; Diptera; Drosophilidae
Gene: Patr-1
Product: Protein associated with topo II related - 1
Biological process (GO): P-body assembly; deadenylation-dependent decapping of nuclear-transcribed mRNA
Cellular component (GO): P-body
Molecular function (GO): RNA binding
Source: RefSeq, a predicted model, not a curated record